AAGCCCUGCCAUUGUGAGUGGCUGUGCAUAUUCCUUCCUUUAGGAUUUGCAGGGCUGGAGCACAAAGACAGCGAUUGUUACCAAAUAAGCCUUAGUCACACACUUCUACCAAUCGCCUUAGGAGGAUGGUUACCAUGGAAUCCACCAUCUGUUCACUCCCCGCUGCUGGAAUGUGAUUAUCCUUGCUGGGCUGGGAAGUUGGGGUUAGCAGGAGAGUCUGUGUGGUGUGAGAUUAUCUGCAAUGGACUGGGCUACUGGGAGGCUCCAUUUGGCUCACUAGAAGAACAAAUGAAGGCAGUUGUACUUCAGCCAUUUGUGACUUUUAACCACAAGGAUAAAUCAGCUUUUCUCGGCCCUUAAAAUGUGUGCUGCAUAUUGUGAACAGCAGAAGAAAAUUUUAGUUUCUUUAACAAAUGGAUGACUGACAUUUUUCCAUGUGGCUAAGAGCUAUAAUAAAUAGAAGUCUCUCCAUCCUCUGUAUUUGGUCCCUUAAAGAAGCCUAGCAGCAGCCCAACCUCCGAGGAGGUGUGGCAUAUUAUGCAUGGGGUUGUUUUUGUGCAGUGAAGUUUAAGAAUGCCCUGAAGUCCACAGUACUCUGGCCAGAACUCCCGACUGAUCUCUGGCUGAUCUCAGAUUCAUUCCUGAAGCAUAGAAGCUAGGAGAUUUUGAUCACAUGAACAGAGGAAAACCAAAUAUUUUCUUACUAAACCAGAGUAAACUAAUUAUGUGGAGUCAUGUUCACUGAUCAAGGCAGCAGAACCUGUCCGAAGGUCACCAUCAAUCCACCUUGUACAACAAGCAACACAACCACAGGGGCUCAGGGAAUAAAUGGGAAGACACCAGCAAAACGCUCAGCUGCAAGUCCAAAGCCACAAGUGCCUCCAAAGCCUUUACAUCUGCAGAUCUCACCUUCGUUCAAUAUACACCAAACCCCCAGGCAUAAAGCUUUAUCUAGCGCAAAACCAAGGAUGGGGGAUGCUAAUCCUGCCCCUGCUUCUUGUGCCUCAAAAGAAAAACCCAGUAAGGUGUCAGAUCUCAUCAGUCGCUUUGAAGGAUGCAGUGUUUCAUCAAAUUACAUCGAUUUGAAAAAAGAUUCUACAGUGAACCUAGGUAUUCCUCAAAUCCCGGGACAGCAUGGACUGACACCCACAUCUCCACAAAAAUUCAUGUCCCAGCACCCACCACAGAAGCAGGAAAGUUACCCAGAUGAGGCUCAGGGUGAAAAGACUUGUUUGGCCAAUGGCAUAACAGCACCACAAAACCAGAUGGAAUGUAAAGAGAGUAAGAUGGCUGCUCUUAGCCCAGAUAACCGUAGUCAAACUGCUGAAACAUCUCUUGAUGCACACUUAGUAAAUGGAGAAAGAGAUGAAGCUACCACAGAUCCUGCACCAACCACAAGCAAUGACCAUGAUGAAAAUAUUUCUGAUAGCAGUUGUAGGACUCCAGGUGCCGACUCAGUGCUUUUCCUGAAAGAUGAAGAUGCCAACGUCCAAAAGAGGGAAAGUGGAGAAAGCCCUGUGGAAUUGGAUCAGCCGGACCAGCACCAUGAGGUAAAGGAGACUAAUGAGCAAAAACUACAUAAAAUAGCCAGUGAACUUUUGCUUACAGAAAGAGCUUAUGUCAUCCGACUCGACCUCUUAGAUCAGGUAUUUUACUGCAAACUGUUAGAAGAAGCAAACCGAGGCUCAUUUCCUGCAGAGAUGGUGAAUAAAAUCUUUUCUAACAUUUCAUCAAUAAAUGCCUUCCAUAGUAAAUUCCUAUUACCAGAGCUGGAGAAACGAAUGCAAGAAUGGGAAACUACUCCCAGAAUUGGAGAUAUCCUUCAGAAGCUGGCCCCGUUCCUUAAGAUGUAUGGAGAAUAUGUGAAGGGGUUUGAUAAUGCAGUGGAAUUGGUUAAGAACAUGACAGAACGCAUUCCCCAGUUCAAAUCAGUAAUUGAGGAAAUUCAGAAACAGAAGUUCUGUGGGAAUCUAACCCUCCAGCAUCACAUGCUGGAGCCUGUUCAGCGGAUUCCUCGGUAUGAGAUGCUCCUUAAGGACUAUCUAAGAAAACUGCCCCCUGACUCCCCGGACUGGAGUGAUGCAAAAAAGUCACUUGAAAUUAUAUCUACAGCAGCAAGCCAUUCUAAUAGUGCAAUAAGAAAAAUGGAAAAUCUGAAGAAACUCUUAGAGAUUUAUGAAAUGUUGGGAGAAGAAGAAGACAUUGUAAAUCCCUCAAAUGAACUAAUAAAAGAAGGGCAGAUCCUCAAACUAGCUGCUCGGAACACAUCAGCACAAGAGCGCUACCUUUUCUUAUUCAACAACAUGUUGCUGUAUUGUGUGCCCAGAUUCAGCUUGGUAGGCUCAAAAUUCACAGUUCGUACCAGAGUUGGCAUUGAUGGGAUGAAAAUUGUAGAGACUCACAAUGAAGAAUAUCCAUAUACUUUCCAGGUGUCUGGGAAAGAACGAACACUGGAACUGCAGGCCAGUUCUGAGCAAGACAAAGAAGAAUGGAUCAAGGCCCUUCAGGAGACUAUUGAUGUUUUUCAUCAAAGGCAUGAAACCUUCAGAAAUGCAAUUGCAAAGGAUAAUGACAUUCAUCUAGAGGUUUCUACUGCUGAGCUGGGAAAAAGAGCCCCAAGAUGGAUACGAGACAAUGAAGUGACGAUGUGUAUGAAGUGCAAAGAGCCCUUCAAUGCACUGACCAGAAGGCGGCAUCACUGCCGUGCAUGUGGACAUGUGGUUUGUUGGAAGUGUUCUGACUACAAAGCUCAACUUGAAUAUGAUGGUGGAAGACUGAACAAAGUUUGUAAAGAUUGUUAUCAAAUAAUAAGUGGAUUUACAGACAGUGAAGAAAAGAGAAGAAAAGGAAUUUUAGAGAUUGAAUCAGCAGAAGUCUCAGGAAAUAGUGAGGUGUGCAGCUUUCUUCAGUACAUGGAGAAGUCAAAACCCUGGCAGAAAACAUGGUGUGUGAUCCCCAAGCAAGACCCCCUUGUCCUGUACAUGUAUGGUGCCCCCCAGGAUGUCAGAGCCCAGGCCACCAUACCGCUCCUGGGCUACAUUGUAGAUGACAUGCCUAGGAGUGCAGAUCUGCCACACAGUUUCAAACUGACGCAGUCCAAGUCUGUGCACAGCUUUGCUGCAGAUAGUGAGGAACUGAAACAGAAGUGGCUGAAAAUCAUCCAUCUAGCUGUCACAGGUGAGACAUCAGAUGGUCCAAGUGAACAUCUCACCACCUUGGACAAUCUUCCUGGACCCAAGAAAACAUCAGAAUGCUGAGCAGCAUCACCCAGUGUGGAGCCUUGAGAAAGACAAAGGGCUUGAGACAUUCCCUUAUCUCCUAGCACUUUAUGUUGAGAAAUAUGGGUUCAUAAAUCCAUCUUCUGAGAACUCUUUUCAUGUUUGUGUACUUUUAGUAAAUCAAUGUGUAGAGCCAUUCUGCUGAUGAAGUUUUGAAAUAAUGUGAAAAAUGGAACAUUUUUGAUGAGCUUGUUCUCAAAUAUGUACAUUUGCUUUGAAAAACAUGGUGUCCGGUGGUUGUAUCAGUACCGGGAUUAUAAUGGGAUUUUCAUUUAGAAACUCCUUCAAUGUCUUGUUCACAUGUAAGACUUGUAACCCUUUGAAAGAUAUACCUCCAUGUAGCCAAAAUAUAAUCUACGGUGAAAAAUACAGGGACAAUUUAGGAUAUUGUAUUAACUUGUUUAGUUUAUGUCUCAAGCUGCAUAAAUUAUUUCUGUUCUUAUAAAAUACAAAAAAGGACAGAUUGUUGAUGUUCAGACUUUUGACUUAA
Nannospalax galili (Upper Galilee mountains blind mole rat) is the source of this 3768-nucleotide messenger RNA. It is a transcript of the gene Fgd4, whose product is annotated as FYVE, RhoGEF and PH domain containing 4. The transcript has 19 exons. Gene Ontology annotation, cellular component: cytoplasm. Gene Ontology annotation, molecular function: guanyl-nucleotide exchange factor activity; metal ion binding. Gene Ontology annotation, biological process: cytoskeleton organization; filopodium assembly. NCBI's taxonomy places the organism in Eukaryota, Metazoa, Chordata, Mammalia, Rodentia, Spalacidae. The record is from RefSeq and is a predicted model, not a curated record. Bases 735 to 3257 code for a protein of 840 amino acids.